This is a messenger RNA of Poecilia reticulata (guppy), 1754 nucleotides long. RefSeq lists its product as uncharacterized. NCBI's taxonomy places the organism in Eukaryota, Metazoa, Chordata, Actinopteri, Cyprinodontiformes, Poeciliidae. The record is from RefSeq and is a predicted model, not a curated record.
CAACGCCCGGACCGUGGCGAGCGGCUGUUGACAAAAAYUAUUUAAUUAACUGGUGAUCUGAGAAAACGUUUAAAAGGAAAUGGAGCGACUCAAGCGCACUCAAGUUAAAGUUCGCCGUGACAGCGGGAUCCCUUACAAAGGAGGAACACCCGUAAGGUUGGCGACCCGGAGGCGAGAGAGAUAUAAGCGACUUCUGACCAGAAAAUGCUAUGACACAUUACCAGAAAGGAUAGAGGAAGAAGAAAUAAAUGAACCCAAACUCAAACCAGUGAGCCCUGUACGGGUUAGUGCUUCUGCGCCGCUUACUAAAAACAGACGAAGCCAACCAGCUUCAUGCGUCGCAUCGGUUGUUAAAGCGUCUGGCCAACAAAACGUGUCAGGAAAAGUUUCCCCAACAGUUACAGACCAACUCAUCCCAGAGGUUAAACGAUGUGGUGGGACUCCAGAGAGUGGGACGUCUUGCGUCAUGGAAGCAGAGUCAACUUUAAACUCAGAGGAGGACGAUGACGACGAUGAUAAUUACGACUCUGAUGACGACGAUGACUAUGAUGAGGCUGAUGCCUCAACAACCAUUAGCAACUCAUCCUCCCCAGAGAUCUUCAGAAAGGAAAGGAGUGUGGACACAAUGACUUUUCCCAGUAGGGAUGAUUUGCUUCAAGUGAAAAAUUCCACCUUGUUGGAAGACAGCCGUGCGGAGAAUAUUCACUCUCAUCAUCAACCCAACCUGUCUACCAUCAUCGAUGCUUCUUUGAGUUUAGCUGAGGAAAAGUGUGAGAUCAGCUACCACAAAACUCCUGAAGAUGAAGGAAAACUGAACAUAAGUGCAAGUCACUCAGAUCAAGCCUUUAAGAAGGAAACCUCUCCAAAACGCUCAGAGAGGAAGCCAAUUACCUUUAGGAAGAAAGUUAGGUUCAAAAGCCUUGAUGCAACUGAGAUUCAAAAUGAGAAAGAAAUCAAAUCCCCUGCAACGAGUGGAAAAAACACCAGCAGUUCCUCAAGACCUCUGCAGAAAAUAAAACCUGAUCCCAUGACCUCCAGAAGAAGUGAGACCAGCUUUAAAGCUCAACCAUUACCGCUGGCUGUGAAGAGGCCUGGAAGAACAUGCUCAGAAAAAGCAUCGUUCUUUCGCUUUGUGAAUGAUGACGAAACAAGAGCCUUUCUUCACAAAAUGAAAGAAACAUCUGUCAAACUUAGAAGUGCUGUUUUCUUUCCCUUCAAAUCAGGUGUGCAAACCAGUGAAUGAUACGGAGAUGAAUAGAUGUUGUGCAAAGCAGAUACAACCUUCAGUGUGUAAUAUUUAAAGGGAACAGGUAGAGGUUUCAAACUACAUGAUCCAAGUAAAAGUUUGACUUUCUUUAAAUAUUUUUCUUUGUAUUACACCUUACUUUAAUUUAACACCAUCUGUUCUAAUCAUUUUAUGUUUUUCUUUCUUUCUGACAAUUGUAAACGGUGUCUCAAACGCUAUAUUUUCAUUUUGUCUGCUGAUUUAAAUGCUUUGCUGAUACUUUUAAUUUUUGCUCAAAUACAUUUAAAAUGUACUUAMYAAAAAUGGCCACUAGAUGGCAGAUAUGUAUUUAAUAACCCUUGAUAAAUAUACAUAUAACAAUAACUUUCUAGUGUUAAAAGAAAAAAAUAUGUUUGUAUUUGUUGUGUUCUGUGUUUCUCUCUAUUUAUAUGUAUACUUUUGAUGUUUUGCGUUUUCAAUGGAUUUAGUUUAACUUAAAACAUAAUAAAAAUUAAAUGUGUAAUAUAUG